This is a messenger RNA of Puccinia graminis f. sp. tritici CRL 75-36-700-3, 1411 nucleotides long. RefSeq lists its product as uncharacterized. NCBI's taxonomy places the organism in Eukaryota, Fungi, Basidiomycota, Pucciniomycetes, Pucciniales, Pucciniaceae. Bases 1 to 975 code for a protein of 324 amino acids. The record is from RefSeq and is a predicted model, not a curated record. The transcript is spliced from 6 exons.
AUGAUUUCCUUAAUCUCCACUUGCUUUCUUCUGGCCAACGCCGUUGCUUCGCUUGCCACAUCCUCAGAGACCAAUGUCAAGAUUGUCUCGCCCGCACCCGGGGCUAGUCUCCAUCUCGGUGCCUCUCUGGAUGUCGUUCUCCAAAUCGAAAAAGACUCCAUGAAGACUUCCCAACAAGUCUUGCUCGGACUUGGGAUGAACUCGGAGGACUCUCAGCACCCCACUUCGCUUGGGGAAGUCUUCCUCGGCCUGCUCAACACCACCCAGACCCCGUUCAGUGCCGAAGGCAAACUCACCUGGUCUGUGAGCAUUCCUGCCCGGGAAAAAAUGAACUCGACCGCAACUUCCUUUUUUCUUGUUGUUUCUCAGUACAUGUUCUCUGGACCAUCGCACACUCCCCACUGUGGCCUAGUCAGCGUCCCGGUUAAGGUCACCGGCCCCAGCGCAUCCGUCCCGGGUGUCGGAGGGAAAGCCCACGGAAGCUCGUCGACGGGCUGUGCUCCGGGCAGCAGCAGCUGUGCGACCGGCUCAUCUCCCAGCUCUGAGACACCCAAAGACCCCUCCUCCAGCAAGCCGGGCUCGGCGGCUUCCCCAGCGACUAUGAACAUGACCUCAUCGAUCGACAAGCCGGCAUCCGGAGAGCCGAAGGCCAACUUGACCAAGACCGAGAUCAAGAAAACGAUCAUUGCCCAGGGCCACAACACCGGCGCAACGAUCCCGGGCGCGCCCAGCAAGGACAGUCUCCCCGGCCAGCCUGCUCCCACAACCCCUUCUUCAUCCACCCCCGCCUCUUCCAACACCACCUCUACCGAAUCCAGCCCCGCCCAAAAGACAGGAUCCGUCUCUCCUUCGGCUAAGACCAACGGAACUAACCCUCCCCCUGAGAGCGAGUCCGCUGCUGCUCAUCUUGGCCUCUCCUCCUCCCACCUCAUCGCCGCGGUCGCCGUCGUUGCUGGUAUCUUCGCGAGCGUCUAACGAUCUGAUUGGAUUCCAGAAUAUAUCCUUGGACGAUCGGACCUCUCAGACUCCUGCUUCUCCCUUUUCCUCUCUCUUCAUCAUUCUCUAGAACUCCAUUAAUUCUCUGAUCUUCUUUUUUUCCCUUUCCUUUUCUUGAAUUUUUUUGGCUUUGGCUUUGCUCAUCGAUGUAUUGGUUUGAUCAACACCCACUCAUUCCUUGUUGUUCCCAAAACCAACUCGAUCUUUUUCCCUUUCCUAUCCUUUCUUUUCUCAUCUUUUUUUUUGUUUCACAAGUCUUCAUAUUUAUCUUCUGCUUCAUCUUCCUUACAGACUAUAUCUUCUUCUUUUUCUUCCUUGUUUCUUCUUUUGUUGAGAUUGGUGGCUGGUUUAUAAGUGGUCAGUUAUCCGCGAUUCCCUCGAAAUAAUAAUAAUACCCAAAAACAAAACAAAAAAA